Molecule: messenger RNA, 3795 nt
Organism: Musca domestica (house fly)
Lineage: Eukaryota; Metazoa; Arthropoda; Insecta; Diptera; Muscidae
Product: protein yellow-like
Exons: 4
Coding region: 346-1827 (493 amino acids)
Cellular component (GO): extracellular region
Source: RefSeq, a predicted model, not a curated record
UCCUCAAAAUCUGUAUUGGCAUCACUGGCCGACAUGUGUGAUGGUUGGUUGACUGAACGGUAUUGUAGCCAAGCUAAGCUAACUACCCACAUUGAGAGAAACGGACAGACAUACGUCUAGCCUUUCUGAUGUUUUGGAAUUAACUUCAAAUUGUAAAUAGCCUUCUUGUUGUACCAGACCAGUCCACAAGUCUGCCAGCCAGCCAGCCAGCUUGUCAUCCACUCAGCCAGCUAGACAACCAAACACCAGCCGUGUAUGAUUUUAAUUGCCAUUUCAGUUUCAGUUGCCAAAUGAUACAGUUCGAAACGUGAUUGGUUGAAAAGAAAACAAAAAAACAACAAAAAAAUGCCCUGUUCCAGUUUUGUUAAGCGCCGUCGCCGCUCUACAGCUGUUGCUGUAACUGUGACAAUUGUGGUUAGCUUGGCUUGUCUCAACUGCGUCUUGGCGGGGACCUAUCGUAGCAGUGGAAUUUACUCAGCACCAGCUUUGCCACCACAAGAGAUUGAGUAUGGCGGAGCAACGGCAUAUGGUUAUGGUGCACCCGAUGCACAAUCAGUUGGAGCACCAAUAACACGAAAAUCACAAGCAUUUCAAAUUGUCAACCAAUGGAAAUAUUUGGAUUUUGAAUACCCCACCUUUGGUCAGAGACAAAAGGCUAUUGCCAAUAGAGAAUUCAUAGCCGAAAAUAAUCUACCCUUGGGUGUUGACUUCUAUAAAGAUCGCAUAUUUAUAACAACUCCACGCUGGAAGGAUGGUGUCCCCGCCAGCUUUGGCUGGUUGCCAUAUCCACCACAGGAAGAAAGUCCUCCAAUACGUCCAUACCCGAAUUGGGAGGCCCAUGGCGAUCCCUACAAUCCAGAUUGUUCGAAACUUAUUUCUGUCUAUCGUACCCAAAUCGAUGAUUGUGGUCGAAUAUGGUUAAUUGAUUCGGGCAUUGUCAAUGCCACGGUAAGCCUUAGCCAGGUGUGUCCCCCGAAAAUUGUGGCCUUUGAUUUGCGCACCAAUCAAAAGGUGGUCCAGUAUCAAUUCCCUGCCGAUCAGGUGAAGCAAGAUAGUUUGCAUUCCAACAUUAUUGUGGAUGUUCAUCGUAAUCGUUGUGACGAUGCCCAUGCCUAUGUGACAGAUGUCUGGCGUUUUGGCAUUGUUGUGUACAGCCUGAAGAAGAAUCGUAGCUGGCGUGUGACCAAUUACAAUUUCUCACCCGAUCCAGUGGCCUCGGAUUUCAAUGUGUUUGGUUUGAAUUUCCAAUGGUUGGAUGGUGUGUUUGGCAUGAGUUUGUCGCUGGCCAAGACUCCCGAUGAGGAGAGGAUUUUGUAUUUCCAUCCCAUGGCUAGUUUUAAGGAAUUUGUGGUCUCCAAUGCCCUGCUAAAGGACGAAAGCCUCUGGCCAGCCAAGGCCCAGGAUUUGGCCAAAUAUUUCCUGCCCAUUGGGGAACGUGGUAUCAAUGGCCAGUCAUCCACCUCGGGAAUCGAUCGCAACGGUGUCAUGUUCUUCACCCAAGUACAUCGUGAUGAUGUUGGCUGUUGGAAUACCAAAAAGCCAUAUGAUGCCACCAACUUGCAUCGCUUCCUGGAGGCAGAGGGCAAUAGUACGCUCAUACAAUUUCCCAAUGAUUUGAAAGUCGAUCAUGAACCGAAACAAAGUGUGUGGGUGAUAAGUAACCGUCUGCCCGUCUAUCUUUAUAGUCAGUUGAAUUAUGAGGACAUUAAUUUCCGUAUCUUGAAGGCGGAUGCUGACACCUUGGUUCAGGGUACUGUCUGUGAUACUCGCAAUUAUGGGCAUCAUCAUCACCGGCAUGAGUUGGUGCCGGAGUAUCUAUUUCAUUGAAGACAUUUUUGGGACAAUCUAAAUGGAAUUCCAAGUCGAAUUACCAUAAAUCCCCCGUAAGGAGUUCCAUUUAGUAAGUCAUUGUUGAAUUGUUGUGAGUUCUACAAAAAUUUUAAAUUUCAAAAAAAAAAAAAGUUGUAAAAAUGUUAAUCCAUCAAUCCAUCGUAAACUCUUGUAAUAUUUGAAAUUUCAGUAAGGAAAUUGGAAAUACGCUUCUGCAAUUAUGACUUGUAUUACCUGUAGUUGGAUACAUACAAUGUAAUAUCAUGGCUAUACAUUUUUCGAAUCCAACUGCAGUUAAUAUUAAAAAAAUGGAAAUAAAAUGUGCGACCAGAUAUUUAAAUUCCAGGACUAGCAAGAAUCUACCAGGCUGGCAAUUUUCUCCGAUAUCAUAAAGGGAAUUUCGGAUAUCGUUGUAAAAACGUUUACAUUCUUGCAGUUCUGGAAUAGAACAUUACUGACCGGUUUUUUAUAAGCCAUUUAGAUUUUCUAUUUAUACCCUACACCACAAGGUGGUCAGGGUAUUAUGUCUUUGUGCAUUUGUUUGUAACAGGCAGAAGGAAACGAGAUAGACCCAUAGUUCCUUUUGAUGAUCUGCAUAGAAUCACAUUCUGAGUCGAUUUAUGCAUGUCCGUCCGUCCGUCCGUCUGUCCAUGUAUUUUUGUAAACAAAGUACAGGUCGCAUUUAUUGCCCGAUCCAGAUGAAAUUUUGCAAAGAUCUUUUGUUUGCCCCAAGGACGAACCCUAUUGAAAUUGGAGAUAAUCGGUCAAAAUUUAGAUAUAGCUCCCAUAUAUAUCUUCGUCCGAUUCGAAUUUUAUUGUGCACCAAACGUGUAAUAUCAGCCCGAAUUGUAUGGAAUUUUGCAUAUACACACAAAUUAGGCCUGAAAAUAUGUACGCCAAAUUUGAUCGAAAUCGGUUCAGAUAUAGCUAUAGCUCUCAUAUAUAUAUUGUUCAUCCGAUUUGUUAUUUUUGUCCACCGCCGCCGUAAUAUGCACUAUGCAACAACAAUAUUUGGGGAAAUAUAUCAAAUACAGCUCAGAAAUACAUUUGCUAAAUCUUAUCGAGAUCGGUUCAGAUUUGGAUAUAGCUCCCACAUAUAACUUCGUCCGAUUUACCUUUUAUUGUGCACCAAACGUCUAAUAUUUGUCCAAAUGGGAUGGAAUUUGGCACUUACGACCGAAUUGAGUCUAGAAGCUAGUAUGUCAAAUUUGGUGAAGAUCGGUUCAGAUAUAGCUAUAGCUUCCAUAUAUAUUAUUCAUCCGAUUUUUUGUAUUUGUUACCCACAACCGUAAUAUGCACUCCGUAACAACGAUAUUCAGGGAAAUAUAUCAAAUACAGCUCAGAAAUAUCUUUGCCAAAUUUUAUCGAGAUCGGUUCAGAUUUGGAUAUAGUUCCCAUAUAUAUUUUUAUCCGAUUUCAAAUUAAUUUCACACCAAAUGGGCAAUACAAGUCCGAAUUUAAAAGAUACAAAUGCUUCGGCAUAUUUAGUCCUUUGAACUUUAAAUUAUAAUUAUAAUCAUAGCGUGUAUGAUUGAAUUCUCCCAUAAAAACUUUUACUUGUUAUGUGGAGCUCUACUUAAUUAGCAAAGUGGUGUAGGGUAUCAUAAAGUCGGCCCCGCCCGACUUGAAGACUUUCUUUACUGGUUUUACAUUAUAGUCGAUUCAAUGGGUCAAUAGUUCAUAACGAAUGAUUGAGUUUGCCUUGAGCCGAUUUUGCGUCAAUUUGACGUAGAAAAACUUACAUAGACAAUUUAAAAUAUUUUUUUAGAAUCGCAACUUUUUGGCAUUGCUUUCACAUUCAUAUUCAGGGAAAAGGGUGUUGAUAAUUAGAAUACCUAUUUCAUAAGCAAUUUUCAUUAAACAUAAGUAUUUUGUUUACACAUUUUAUUAUUAUUUUCCCAUUAUUUUCCCAUAUAAAUAAUAUACAUACCCUAUUUUACUAUAUAUAAAAUAAAUGUUCACUGU